Molecule: messenger RNA, 1428 nt
Organism: Micromonas commoda
Lineage: Eukaryota; Viridiplantae; Chlorophyta; Mamiellophyceae; Mamiellales; Mamiellaceae
Exons: 2
Coding region: 1-1428 (475 amino acids)
Source: RefSeq, a predicted model, not a curated record
AUGCCCCCGAAACGAAAGAGGCGCGGGUCCGCUGGUGGAGAUGCCGUGGUUCUGCCCCGGACACCGGGCCUGCGAUCCGACCUCGAAUGCACCGUCUGCGGGAAACCCGCGACGAUGAGCUGCGGUGGAUGCGCCGGGUUCUACUACUGCGAUCGGGCUCAUCAAGAGAUGCACUGGUCGUAUUUUGAUCACCACGAGAGCUGCGAGAGGACGAAGAAACAGGUGGCGAGGACGCAGGAGCUGAGGGAAGACAUCUUCUCAGCCUUCGACUGGGGCAGGCUCUCCACCGAGAUGAUUGACGAGAACGUUCACACCAGGUGCACGCUGCUGGAAAAACUCGGCGUUCACAAUGCGAAUGAAUAUCGCAGAGAGUGCCCGUGUCACGCAAAGACACCGUUCGGAAAGCUCCCGCCGGUAGCUGAUACUCGAUGUCCGCCCGGUGAGGAUCCCGUCACGAGCUGGUCCCGUGGCCUGGACGAGGCUAACUGGCAGGCAUACAAGCUUGAAAACUGGCUUGAAAAACGCGUGCCUAAUAGUAUAGAUGCUCGCGUUCGAGAGUUACGAAAGCCUCUGCCUGAAAACUGGGAUGUUAUGAUGAGUUGCAGGCUAAAAGCAUUGGUCGAACAUCAAGACGGGCCGUUUAAGAUUCCCGAGUUUGCCCCGAAGUAUCCCACUCCGAUCACGCUGCACACCGCGGCUACCAUAGAUUACGCAGUGCGGCAGCUCGCGGAUUUCCGUUGGCGUCCGCCCGAUGCCGGCCCCGAAAGGGGUGUCUGCGUCGACGUAUUGGGCGCGGAGAAGGAGGUUGAUCAGCUUGAACAAACGAUCAUCGCGCUACAUUGGCUGCACUAUAUUGACCGGCCUGUUGCCCACGGUAAAGGAGAUUUCGUUGAUCCUCCAUUCCACCUGAACCUCAUCGGGCCGGAGGUCCCAUUCGACGCGUACAAAUCAUCGACGCGUACAUAUGGUGUCACCGCGCACAUGUACAGAGGGUUGUAUCACGAGGUCAAGGGGACCAUCUGGAGUCACGCGUAUGCAAGAAAAAACUUCCUACACUCUCCACAUCGCUUGGUCUUUAUGCCCAACGCCGGCAUAGCCGCGUUUACGUCCUGGGAGCCCACCCUGAAGAUGCUCGUGAACGAGUUUGGUCCGGUAGUCAUCAUCACCGAUUACACGGAGGAGGCGGCGAACAUGGGGCUGAAGGAGUUGAAGAAGAUGGUUUUGCGAGAGAAGGCUGCGGCGAGAUGGAAUUUUUUGGAGGUGCAGGUGAACCCGUACAGGCAGCCGGUGAGCUGCAAGGGCGCCGAUAACGCGAUGCCGUCGUAUGCGAACGGGUUCAUCUUCGGAAUGAUUCCCUCGGACUUUACGUACGGAGACGGGGACGAGAAGUGCGACGAGGUACAAGUAGUCGACUUAAGUAGCGCUUAG